CAGACGGGCACAAAACGUCCAGGAGCCCCGGUCCGGGCCUCGAUCGUGAUCCCACGUGGGGUCCGCAGAGGGCGGCGGCAGCCCUCCCUCGGUCGCGCGCCCCGCCUCCCUGCGGCAGCGAUGAGCGCGCGCGAGGCGCUGGACGGCAGCCAGGCGCUGACCGACAGCGCGUCGGCCCGGGCCGCCUCGGGGGGCAGGAGCACCUCGCCGUGCUCCGAGAGGAGCGGCGGCCGCGAGCGCCAGAGGCGGGGCACCGGCACCUCCAGCUGCAGGCUCGCGCGGGAGCUGGAGGGGCUCAGCCUCGCGGAGCUCCGGGCCAAGGCGACGCAGUCGGACAAGGACAUCAAGGACUACGCCAGGAGCCUGUGCAAAAAGAAGUGGACGGAGGAGGUGAAGAGGAAGCAGCGGAUCGAGGAGGCAAUCAGCGAGCUCGAGAGUGCCGGGCCGGAUGGAGUUGGGCGUAGCGCUGAGGUUGGAAGACUCGAUGGUACGGUGUGUUUGGGAUGAUGAGCGUACUGGCGGCGAUGUGCUUGUCUCAUGUGUUCUUUUUCGCCACCUUCGUCAAGCGAAGUGGGGCGACCUGCUUAGCAUACACGUCGUCGUCUUUUCUUCGUCCCACUCCUUGCAGUCUCUAGCCCAGAGGCUCGCUCGUCGAAUUUGCGGCCUGCCUCUUUCAGAGGCCUGGCUGUUCCGAAUUUGCAACUAUGCGCGAUCAGCAGAGCGACCAUCCCCACAUGCCAGGCAGGCAGGUCGGCGUAUCUGCCAGACCCGGCCAGCUUUCUUGGCCCAGGUACUUUCAGUUUUCAGCGGCAGCAGCGGCCUGCCAACCGUGUCAGGCAAGGCGCCGCUUUCAACUUGGAUGCGGCGCCGGCCUGUUGGAUCCAGGCUGCCGAACUUCGCAAAAACAUGAUGGACCCACGAACCCGGAAAGGGAUAAAGACAU
Messenger RNA from Prorocentrum cordatum, 943 nucleotides. Lineage: Eukaryota; Dinophyceae; Prorocentrales; Prorocentraceae. The record is from the annotation of a GenBank genome assembly.